Cryptococcus wingfieldii CBS 7118 is the source of this 693-nucleotide messenger RNA. RefSeq lists its product as hypothetical. The record is from RefSeq and is a predicted model, not a curated record. The transcript is spliced from 3 exons. Lineage: Eukaryota; Fungi; Basidiomycota; Tremellomycetes; Tremellales; Cryptococcaceae. Bases 1 to 693 code for a protein of 230 amino acids.
AUGCCUCCUCGCAUCCCCCUCCCCAGGCUCACUCUAUUUACCGGCGGAAAAGAGUGCUCUCUCUGCGAAGUCGCCAAAGAACAACUCACCCUCCUCCGUCAAUCUCACCCAUUUGAGAUCACCUACUGGAACAUCCGCUCCCCUCCCCUGGGUACUGAAGCACAGGAAGCCAAAAAGUGGCGAAGGUUGUACCAGUACGAUAUUCCUGUGCUUCAUCUCGAAGGCCGUGGUAGAGUGCAAAAGCAUCGGAUAGACAGAGACAAGCUUGGAAAGGUGUUGGAAGAAUGGAGAAAGGAACAGGAGAAUCUGGCGAGCGAGAAGGGGGAGCAGCAAUGUACGACUACAGAGUACUCGAAGCCACCCUGGCGCACAGCUAUCGGUACCGCAUUCUUCUCUCUCACCUGUCCCGUCGUGCACGCAGGCACACAAGACAGUCUUUACUCUGAUAUACUUCAGAGGGCAUUUAGAAACUUUAGCGAUGUACCUGUGGGCUCCGACGUGCCGGUGUUGAAGCUUGGGACUGUAAAGGAUAGUGAAAUAGAGGAGGGAGAAAUCAAUGAAGAUGGAGAAGAGGAUAUUGGGUGGGAAGUGGACACGGCGGGCAAAGAUUGGGUGGAAGGAGAUACGAGUUGGAUUCUCUUUGAGCAUGAUGAUGGUGAUGAGCAAUUGAAAAAUAACAGAACCCACCUGUAA